GCGCAGAACUACCCCGCCUGUAUCGCUAUGGUAGCGGCGUCCGGGUGGGCCGGGCCUGGAAGCUCCUACACCGGGUGGGCCGCGAUUAUGGACGACUUCACUUCCAGUCGGGCAUGAGCGGGGCCUCCCGCUGCCUUAUGCGCCGCUACCGCAGCUUCCCGACUGUAGGCCUCCUUCGGGAACAUGCCCCAGGCCGCAUACUGUUACAUGCGGGUCGUGGGCAGGGGUAGUUACGGGGAGGUGACGCUGGUGAAGCAUCGGCGGGACGGCAAGCAGUAUGUCAUCAAAAAGCUGAACCUCCGGAAUGCCUCCAGCCGGGAGCGUCGAGCGGCAGAGCAGGAGGCUCAGCUCCUGUCUCAGUUGAAGCACCCCAACAUUGUCACCUACAAAGAGUCAUGGGAGGGCGGAGACGGUCUGCUCUACAUCGUCAUGGGCUUCUGCGAAGGAGGCGAUCUGUACCGGAAGCUCAAGGAGCAGAAGGGGCAGCUUCUGCCUGAGAGUCAGGUGGUGGAGUGGUUUGUCCAGAUCGCCAUGGCCUUGCAGUACUUACAUGAGAAGCACAUCCUUCAUCGAGAUCUGAAAACUCAGAAUGUCUUCCUAACAAGAACAAACAUCAUCAAAGUAGGUGACCUAGGCAUUGCCCGAGUGUUGGAGAAUCACAGUGACAUGGCGAGCACCCUCAUUGGCACACCCUAUUACAUGAGUCCUGAGCUGUUCUCCAACAAACCCUACAACUAUAAGUCGGAUGUUUGGGCUUUGGGAUGCUGCGUGUAUGAAAUGGCCACCCUGAAGCAUGCUUUUAAUGCAAAAGACAUGAAUUCUUUAGUUUAUCGGAUUAUUGAAGGAAAGUUGCCACCAAUGCCAAAAGUUUACAGUGCGGAGCUGGCAGAGCUGAUAAGAACCAUGUUGAGCAGGAGACCUGAGGAGAGGCCCUCUGUGCGGAGCAUCCUGCGGCAGCCCUACAUAAAACACCACAUCUCCUUGUUCUUGGAGGCCACCAAGGCGAAAACUUCCAAAAAUAAUGUUAAAAACUGUGACUCCAGAGCCAAACCCGUUGCUGCUGUAGUUUCCAGAAAGGAAGAACCAAAUCAUGAAGUGAUUCCCUACCAGCCACGCUCUUCUGAGGGCUCUGCUGUACAUGCCACGGGUGAAGAUAAAUGUCUGUCCCAAGAAAAACCAGUGGACAUUGGUCCCUUGAAAUCACCUGCUAGUCUCGAAGGCCACACUGGCAAACAAGACAUGAACAGGACUGCAGAGUCGUGUGCCACAGUCAGUAGGAUAAAUAUCGAUAUCUUACCUGCAGAAAGGAGGGGCUCAGCGAAAGGUGGCGUAGUUGAGGAGGGCCGACCACAGCACGUGGAUGCUUCUAGUGAAGUAGACCGUCAAUGCAGUAUUUCUCAAGAGAAGGAGAGGCUACAGGGCAACAGCAAGUCCAGUGAUCAGCCGGAAAAUCUCCUUCCCAGAUGGUCCUCUGGUGGUGGUGAUGGGGAAGGGAAUGAACUGGUGAAGCCGUUGUACUCCUCGGGUAAAGACCAAAAGCCACAGCAGGAUCAAGGUACUAGCGGGUGUAUUCUAGACGAUCAGGACAGCAUCCACCCAAGACUGCAGCCGCACAGCUCUGUAUCUGAACCUUCUUUGUCCCGGCAGCGAAGGCAGAGAAAAAGGGAACAGACGAACCACGGUCGGGCAAAGAGCCAGCUCCAAGAAUCACCCCCUCGUCUUGUGCCUUCUCACCCUGAUAUUGGGAAAGCGGAUAUCAUAACUACACAGCAAAGUGAUGGAAACCAAAGUGGACCUGUGGCUAGGUCUGUAAACGGUUCAAGGUCUAGUUCGACAGCGUCAUCAAAGGAUCGGCCAUUAUCAGCCAGAGAGAGGAGACGACUAAAGCAGUCGCAGGAGGAGAUGCUCCCCUCAGGCCCUGCAGUUGAGAGAACUCCAAGUGCAGUAGAGCCAGUGAAACCACAGGAAGAAGACCAACCCAUCCCUGCCCAACGAUUCUCCUCUGACUGCAACAUCGCUCAGGUGAGUCCCACACUCCUGAGGGGAGAGAAGAGACUGAUCCAUGGACUGUCUGAGGAUGAGUUAAGUUCUUCCACAAGCUCAACUGAUAAAUCAGACGGGGAUUCCAGGGAGGGGAAAAGUCAUACAAAUGAAAUGAGAGACUUGGUGCAGCUGAUGACUCAGACUCUGAGGCUGGAAGCUAAAGAGAGCUGUGAAGAUCUUCAUGUACCAAACCCAGGAUCAGAGUUCAGACUUCAUCGCAAGUAUCGAGACACACUGGUGCUCCACGGCAAGGCUGCAGAAGAGGGGGGACCCCCCUGUGCGGAGUUCCCUCCAGGUAUCACACCAGGUUCUGAAAAGAUCAGGAGAAUAGUUGAAGUCUUAAGAGCUGAUGUGAUCCAGGGCCUGGGGGUUCAGCUUUUAGAGCAGGUGUAUGAUCUUUUGGAGGAGGAAGAUGAGUUGGAGAGAGAGGCACGAUUACAGGAGCACAUGGGAGACAAGUAUACAACUUACAGUGUGAAAGCUCGCCAGUUGAAGUUUUUUGAAGAAAAUGUGAGUUUUUGAGGUUUGUUCUAACAUGCUGCCAGAACUAAAGAUCUAUUUUCAAAGGUUUUUUCAUCUUAAAAAACCUGUUUCAGUCAUUUGGAGGCUGACUACCAUCCUUUGAUAUCGCUUGGAGUCUUCUUACCAUAAAAAACUGAAGAGUUUGAAACAAUAUGAAACAAGUUCACAAAAGAAAAAAACUUUGAAUAUCAUGUUUAUGAGAAAAAUGUUCUGUUUGUUACUGUUUACUGAGCCUUAAGCCAAUUUUAUAUUUAGUUUAUUUUUUUAAAGAUAUUAACUAGCUUGAAAUGGGGCCAGAAAACAUUGGGUUCAACUGUACGAUAGUGAUAGAAGCAACAAGAGAAACAAACCGUGUCUUGUGCUGAUGCUUGCUACCGUUAAUAAUCGUAGCGAACAGUUCAUUCUCCAAUAUCAAUUCACUCUUCUGGGAGUAGAUUUAAAGAACAUGAGGUUCUGUGUUGCAUUUGAACAGCUGGUUUUUACACAGCAGUGGACUUUUAUUACUUGAUUUAGUCUGAACGUUAGCGAGGUUGUCUUUAGACCCUUAGAACUCUUUUUUAUUUUAAAGAUUUAUUUUAUUAUAUAUCAGCACACUGUAGCUGUCUUCAGACGCACCAGAAGAGGGCAUCAGAUCCCAUUACAGAUGGUUGUGAGCCACCAUGUGGAUGCUGGGAAUUGAACUCAGGACCUCUGGAAGAGCAGUCAGUGCUCUUAACCACUGAGCCAUCUCCCCGGCCCCAGAACUCUUGUUCAAUCUAAAGUAUAACUUUGUAAGUCACUAUGACUGACAUGUUUGAUUUCUUUUUCCCAUCAGCAGAAACAUUGUCUUAAACAUGAAUUCCUCUUUCAGUUAAACACUAAGUCCAGGUCCUGUAGGAUAUAUGCAAUGCUUGUCUUUAUGCACAGCCAAGUGUCAGCUGAGUCCCCACAUUUCAAACGUGUAAGGUAAGGCUGGGUGCAGUAGUGCACACUUGAAGUCCUAGCACCUGAGAAACAGAGGCAGGUGGGUUAUGAGUUCAGUGCUAGCCUGGAUGGCAAAGUGAAGUCAAGGGCAGCUCAGACUACAGAGGGAGGCCCUCGUCUCAAAAAAGUCAUAAUUGCAUAUCACAUGUUGUGUUAGUUAUUUUAAUAAGUAAUGUCCAUCUAAAAAGAUUUUUAUAAAUAAAAUACACGUUGUAGUGGUUUGAA
Molecule: messenger RNA, 3753 nt
Organism: Rattus rattus (black rat)
Lineage: Eukaryota; Metazoa; Chordata; Mammalia; Rodentia; Muridae
Gene: Nek4
Product: NIMA related kinase 4
Exons: 15
Coding region: 184-2565 (793 amino acids)
Biological process (GO): protein phosphorylation
Molecular function (GO): ATP binding; protein kinase activity
Source: RefSeq, a predicted model, not a curated record